This is a messenger RNA of Paramisgurnus dabryanus, 4046 nucleotides long. RefSeq names its product phosphodiesterase 4B, cAMP-specific b (gene pde4bb). Lineage: Eukaryota; Metazoa; Chordata; Actinopteri; Cypriniformes; Cobitidae. Gene Ontology annotation, molecular function: 3',5'-cyclic-nucleotide phosphodiesterase activity. Gene Ontology annotation, biological process: signal transduction. The record is from RefSeq and is a predicted model, not a curated record.
CCCAUACGCUGGUGAUGGGUGACCACUUCCAAUAGGAUAGGAGGGGUUUGUGGAAAGGUCUGUUUUAUUUGCUCUCACGCCUUUUUUUAUUCAUUCAUCGACGACAAUCACCUCAAAACGACAGCGCAUGUAUAUAAGUUCACACAGCAGAAGUCUAUUUGUAUGCAGUUGGAGAACUUCAGGAGAACCUUCUGGGCAUAGCUGUCAGCAGAGAACAUGAGGAAGAGCCGGAGUGUUCUGGCAGUGACACCAAUCGAUGACAGCAAGGACAUCUCCGGAUGUACAUCUUCAGGAGCUACACUGGGUGUGGAUCUCUGGCGCGGCCCCAGACGGCACUCAGGAACCCUUGUGUUGCCGCCGUUGUCAUGGAGACAGGCAGAGAGGGCCCGCAGUCCACAAGACGAUCACAUUUCCAGACCCACAACGCUGGGCUUUGUAACCCCGCCGCGUAUAGACAUCACCCCAGUACCUCCUGAUAGUUUGGAGGUGGAGAAUGGCCCCUCUAUGGGCUGCAGUCCAUUGGACCUGCAGGUGUCGCCGGGCUCCGGUCUGGCUCUACAUCCCAAUAUGGCCAGUCACGGUCAGAGGCGGGAGUCGUUCCUCUACCGCUCUGACAGCGAUUACGACCUCUCGCCCAAAUCCACCUCUCGCAACUCCUCCCUUGUGGGUGAACAGCUACAUAAUGAAGACCUCAUAGUUACUCCCUUUGCUCAGGUGCUUGCCAGUCUUCGCACUGUCAGGAAUAAUUUCACCAUUUUGACAAAUGUACAGUGUCCCCCAAGCAAAAGAUCACCAGUCAGCAGUCACCCCCCAAUGACAAGGGCCAACAUGUCAGAUGAAUCCUACCAGAAGAUGGCCGUGGAGACCAUGGAAGAGCUUGACUGGUGCCUGGACCAACUGGAGACCAUCCAGACGUACCGUUCUGUUAGCGACAUGGCCUCCAAUAAGUUCAAGAGGAUGUUGAACAGAGAACUGACACACCUGUCUGAGAUGAGCCGUUCUGGAAACCAGGUGUCCGAGUUCAUCUCAAACACUUUCUUAGAUAAACAAAAUGAACUGGAGAUCCCAUCGCCCACGACAAAAUCGAGAGACAGAAAGAGGAGGCAACAACAGCUCAUGAAUCAGAUCAGUGGAGUGAGGAAGGUCACGCAUGGCUCGGGUCUCUCCAGCAGCUGCACUGUGGGUCGAUUUGGAGUAAAAACAGAUCUUGAAGACAUGCUCUCAAAGGACCUGGAGGACAUCAACAAGUGGGGUUUAAACAUCUUCAAAGUAGCAGAACAUUCUCACCACCGCCCACUGACCUGCAUCAUGUAUGCCAUCUUUCAGGAGAGAGAUUUAAUGAAGACAUUCAAGAUCCCAGUGGACACCUUUGUGACGUACAUGAUGACCCUUGAAGACCACUACCACGCAGACGUGGCCUAUCACAACAGUCUCCAUGCGGCCGAUGUGGCCCAGUCUACACACAUCCUUCUGUCCACACCUGCGCUAGAUGCGGUCUUUACAGACCUUGAGAUUCUGGCGGCUAUCUUUGCAGCAGCUAUCCAUGAUGUGGACCACCCAGGGGUCUCCAACCAGUUCCUUAUUAAUACCAACUCAGAGCUGGCCCUCAUGUACAACGACGAGUCUGUUCUUGAAAACCAUCACUUAGCUGUUGGCUUCAAGCUCUUGCAGGGGGAAAACUGCGACAUCUUCCAGAACCUCACCAAGAAGCAGCGUCAGAGCCUCCGAAAAAUGGUCAUUGACAUGGUACUAGCAACAGACAUGUCUAAGCACAUGAGCUUACUGGCUGAUCUGAAGACGAUGGUUGAGACGAAGAAGGUAACCAGCUCGGGAGUAUUGCUACUUGACAACUUUACAGAUAGGAUACAGGUCUUACGCAAUAUGGUUCACUGUGCCGAUCUCAGCAAUCCAACCAAAUCCUUAGAUCUGUACCGUCAAUGGACAGACCGCAUUAUGGAAGAGUUCUUCCACCAAGGUGACAGGGAAAGAGAGCGAGGGAUGGAGAUCAGCCCCAUGUGUGACAAACAUACCGCUUCAGUAGCAAAGUCUCAGGUUGGUUUCAUCGACUACAUUGUGCACCCGUUGUGGGAGACAUGGGCCGACCUUGUGGAUCCAGAUGCACAGGAUAUCCUAGACACUUUAGAGGAGAACAGAAACUGGUACCACAGUAUGAUACCACAAAGUCCCUCCCCACCCUUUUAUGAGACAGGAACUGAUGGUGGAGACAAGUUUCAAUUUGAGCUGGACGUUGAAGAAGGAGUAAAGGAGGAUACUGAGAGACUCCUAGAGAAAGACUGCGUAGAGAUAUGCACACAUUCUCCAUCUACUGAGACGUAGCAAUGACUUCUUGUCGGCCAUUUUUGGUCAAGUGAAGAGAUAUAUUCAUCCUGAUUGAAAAUCCCACCGAGGAACACUGUGUCUUGGGACUCUGCCAUUGUUACAGAGCCCAAAAGAGGAAAGAACAUCCUCUGGAAACAAAGUUGGAAUUUGCAGGAAUCCAUUCAAGUUGGACAUUGGACAGUUGUGCCGAAAGUGCCCAUCUGAAUGUACAAGGAGUGCCAUAAGAUGGAAUGCCAUAAUCUGAAUGUUGGAUUGGGUUUCUGUGGAGAAAUACUGACUCUCUCAUAAGAGAGGUUUUUACUACAAUUUUAAAAUGACUUUGUGUACUUUUUUGUACUUUUGUGUAUUGUGACACGUACAACUACACUUUCAAACACGUCAAAUAAGACUUAUCAUGCUGAAAGGAAAAAGCGUGGACAUCCCAGGCGUGUUUUGGGAAUGCAGUCUUCCAACGUUUUGGACGAAUAAUAAUAACCUUUGUACUUUGCUACAAACAGUUUCACUUUUUAAAGCUAUUAUAAUUCUUCUUUUUGGCACAGCUAAUGUGCUGUUUUAUGUUGUUUUAAUUAAAUUGGAUCCAAAGAGUCCAGAGUUUUUGUGGUGACCACUAAACAAAUGUUCUGCGUAUAAUUCAAGUUAAGCUCCAUUGACAGUGAUAUAUAAACUCAAUUUUUCCUCAAAAAAAAAAAAAAAUGGUAAGGUAAUGUUUUUGGUAAGGUUUUUACAAUAGAAUUGUAUAGGGCAAGGCACAGAAGAAAUUAGGCAAACCUAAGGAAUUCCUUCUGUAUUGUUUUGACUGUAAAUUUACGGCCAUGACAAUGCUAUACAUGCUUUACUGUACCCACAACUUUAGCUUAUAAACAAACCUGAGUCGACUACCAAGUAAUGGGAAAAUAAUUUUCUACUAAUAUAGUCUAAAAAAAAAACUGUUGAUCAAGCUUCUACUGAAUUGCAUUUCUUUAAACCACUUUAAUAUGAGAUAAACACCCAAACACAUAAUAACAAUAUUUCAAAGAUUUAUAACUAGUUGUUGUUUCUUAUAAAUAUUAAAGAAUUACCACUUUUUGUUGCUUAAUGUUAUUUGGAUAAAGUCAUGUAAAACUGACAUCAUAAGAGCAAAUAAUUUCCCUAUAUAUUUGUCAUUCUUUCAUAUCCUAUUUUCUAGAAUUUAACCUUUUAAUUUUUACAGAACAUGGCCAGCAAUAAGCCUCAAUUACACAACCAUUGAUGUCAAACAAUGUGGUUCCUCAUGUUGUUUGUUCUUGCUGGUCAGGAACGGGAUGUGGUUCAUGUGUGUCACUCAGGCUGAGAUUAGCUUUAAAAUCUCAAUAAGCAUCUUUCUCUCUUUCGCAACAACAUGCACACUCUUUGCUUUUGGUUACCCUUUGUGUCAGUUUAUUUUAUUUCUCUCACCUUGAACUGAGGACUUUUAGUCUGAGAAUCCUGUUUACAAUUCACCGCACUUUGAUGGCUUUUAUUAUGUAAUUUGCCCCCAAUUCUAAUGAAUGGUUAUGAUAUGGAUUUACGACGUUGUCUUUUUUACUCAACUUAAUAUUGUUGAAUCGAUGAUGAACAUGCACACUGCACUGUUUUUCCUUAUUAUAUUUAUUACAAAUAAUUUUAGUAUUAAACUUAAUGUAAAGUGUUGUACAUUUCUUACCAAAAGAAGGAGAUUAAGCUUAAAAUAAAUGAAAAUAUUGCUUUCA